CCCUAGAGCAUUCUGAAUCAUGGGUAUCAUGGCAUCACCCUUUUUCAUCCUUUUGUUGCUUCAGUCUUUCUUUGUUUCUACUUCUACAUCUUCCAUCAUUCCUCUGGCUCUUAAUCAGACAAAAACUCUUCUCAAAUGGAAAGCUAGUCUCGACAACCAAAGCCAAACCUUCCUCUCGUCUUGGGUUGGGGACAAUCCUUGUAAUUGGUUUGGAAUUGCCUGUGAUAAAGAUGAAAGCAUCACCAACAUAAGUCUUCCAAAUUCUGGUCUCAAAG
Molecule: messenger RNA, 275 nt
Organism: Rubroshorea leprosula
Lineage: Eukaryota; Viridiplantae; Streptophyta; Magnoliopsida; Malvales; Dipterocarpaceae
Source: the annotation of a GenBank genome assembly